Messenger RNA from Fukomys damarensis (Damara mole-rat), 3907 nucleotides. It is a transcript of the gene Kcnf1, whose product is annotated as potassium voltage-gated channel modifier subfamily F member 1. Gene Ontology annotation, molecular function: voltage-gated potassium channel activity. Gene Ontology annotation, cellular component: voltage-gated potassium channel complex; membrane. The transcript has a single exon. The annotation marks the transcript as partial. Gene Ontology annotation, biological process: potassium ion transmembrane transport; protein homooligomerization. The record is from RefSeq and is a predicted model, not a curated record. NCBI's taxonomy places the organism in Eukaryota, Metazoa, Chordata, Mammalia, Rodentia, Bathyergidae.
GGGGGCGUGAGGCAGGUGCUGUACGGAGACCUCCUCAGCCGGUAUCCCGAGACGCGGCUGGCGGAGCUCAUUAACUGCCUGGCGGGGGGCUACGACACUAUCUUCUCCCUCUGCGAUGACUACGACCCUGGCAAGCGCGAGUUCUACUUCGACAGGGACCCGGACGCCUUCAAGUGUGUCAUCGAGGUGUACUACUUCGGGGAGGUGCACAUGAAGAAGGGCAUCUGCCCCAUCUGCUUCAAGAACGAGAUGGACUUCUGGAAGGUGGACCUCAAGUUCCUGGACGACUGCUGCAAAAGCCACCUGAGCGAGAAGCGGGAGGAGCUGGAGGAGAUCGCGCGCCGCGUGCAGCUCAUCCUGGACGACCUGGGCGUGGACGCCGCUGCGGGCCGCUGGCGCCGCUGCCAGAAGUGCGUGUGGAAGUUCCUGGAGAAGCCCGAGUCGUCGUGCCCGGCGCGCGUGGUGGCCGUGCUGUCCUUCCUGCUCAUCUUGGUGUCGUCGGUGGUCAUGUGCGUGGGGACCAUCCCCGAGCUGCAGGUGGUGGACUCGGAGGGCAACCGCGUGGAGCACCCGACACUGGAGAACGUGGAGACGGCGUGCAUCGGCUGGUUCACGCUGGAGUACCUGCUGCGCCUCUUCUCCUCGCCCAACAAGCUCCACUUUGCGCUGUCCUUCAUGAACAUCGUGGACGUGCUGGCCAUCCUGCCCUUCUACGUGAGCCUCACGCUCACGCACCUGGGCGCGCGCAUGAUGGAGCUCACCAACGUGCAGCAGGCCGUGCAGGCCCUGCGCAUCAUGCGAAUUGCGCGCAUCUUCAAGCUGGCGCGCCACUCCUCGGGCCUGCAGACCCUCACCUAUGCGCUCAAACGCAGCUUCAAGGAGCUGGGGCUGCUGCUCAUGUACCUGGCUGUGGGCAUCUUCGUGUUCUCGGCGCUGGGCUACACCAUGGAGCAGAGCCACCCCGAGACCCUGUUUAAGAGCAUCCCUCAGUCCUUCUGGUGGGCCAUCAUUACCAUGACGACGGUCGGCUACGGCGACAUCUACCCCAAGACCACCCUGGGCAAGCUCAACGCGGCCAUCAGCUUCCUGUGCGGGGUCAUCGCCAUCGCCCUGCCCAUCCACCCCAUCAUCAACAACUUCGUCCGCUACUACAACAAGCAGCGGGUGCUGGAGACCGCCGCCAAGCACGAGCUGGAGCUCAUGGAGCUCAACUCGGGCAGCGCCGGCGCCGCCAAGCCCGGCUCUCGCAGUGACCUGGACACCCUGCCUGCCUCGGAACCCGCGGGAAAGGAGGCGCCCAGCUGGGGCAGCCGACUGAAGCUCUCCCACAGCGACACCUUCGUCCCCCUGCUGACGGAGGAGAAGCACCACCGGACCAGGAUCCAGAGCUGCAAGUGACGGAGGGCGGGCGCCGCGGCAGGGCCUCGCAGUGUGGACCCUGAGGCGGAGGAGAAGGGCUGCCAGGUGUCCCCAAGCCUCCCCCAAACAGACCCUCGGGCUCCUCUGCCGGGCAAGGCUGGGUAAGGGGCAAGGCUGGGUGGGAGGGGCGCUGGGCCACAGGGCAGCCUAGGGGGUGUGCAGGGGCCUGGUUGGUGGCAGGAGCCCACGCCGGCUCGGUUCUUCUUCAAUAAAAGCUCCUGCUCUGUGCGCCCUCUGUACUGUGGCUUCCGUGUCACCCUGAGAGUGGUUCGGCCACUCCCCAGGGCCAGGCCAGGAGGAGGGAGGAGCUAAUUAAAGACGCGCUCCGGGCAGGGUGUGGAGUCAGGUGCCUGGCCACGUUCCUGGGGGCUCUGCGGGUGACAUCUUCCUUCCGCCUCCUUCUGGGGUGAAGCUGGCUCCUGGCACCCAGGGUUGGGGGCAGGGGAGAAGUCACAAAGCCCAUAGAACAGUGCAGUCACCAUUUAAUUGUCACCUGUGUGGGGUCUUUUGCACAACUUCUUUCUGUCCUUUCCUGCAACCCUGCUAGACAAGUGUCCUAUUUUACAGGUGGAGAACCUGAGACCUAAGUUUCUUCUGGGGGAUGCCAGGUGGUCUUGGGCCACAGGCUCUGCUUGGGCUCACGCAGGGGCUGGCGGAUAGGGGCUGAGCGUCCCUGCACCCCAGCCCAUCCUUCCACCCCAAUCUCUCUGAGACACCUGCUUCAUGGACAGCCCUAAGUCCAUUCCCUGGGUCCCCUGCCAGCCUUGUCUGAGCUCAGGGAACAAUCAGACAGCCCUGGUUUGAGCUCAGGGAGCAAGGACAAGAUCAGAGGUGCAGGAGCUUAAGGGCUUUUUGCUAGUGUAUCUUCCACCAUUCUCCUGCUAGCUGUGUGACCUAAGGCUUGUUGAUUAACCUCUCUGAUCCUCAUUCUGAUGAUUUAUUAAACAUGGAUAUAAAAGUGUCCUUGGAGAACCCUCGUUUUUAGCACAGCAUCUGCCACUUAGUAAGUGCUCAAUAAAUGGCAGCUGGCUCUGUUUCUCUGCUCUUGGAAGGAGAUAGCAGCACUGGCCCUCGGCCCGGCCACCAUGGAUCUGGGCUGGGUGAGCAGGGAGUGGGGACAGGACAUUGUCACACCGUCCCCUGCUUUCCACCAUCCACCAGCCCCAGAAUUCUGCUCUUCCUUACCCUGCUGAGAUGCCAGUGCUGGGGACAGGAAGGGGCCCGAGGUGUAGACAGGGGAGGGGGCUCGUCCCGUCAGCCACCAUCUGGGGACACAGCCCCUCACUGCUCAGUCUUCCUGUGGUUCCCUGGGCCCUUCCAGGUCUGCCAGUGAGGACUUCAAAGCCUUGGGUGUGAAUGCUUUUGUUGGGGUGGGGUGGAGGGUGGGGAGAGUGGCGGCUGUCGCCUGGGGGGGGGCCUGCAGGGACCUGGGGAAAGAGCUGAGGUCAUCUCCGCGUGCUCAGGGUGAGCUGCAAGGGAGGACAGGUUGUCCCUGGCUUUGGGUGGACAGGCAACAUGGCAGGCGUGGGGUGGCCACUCUGUGUCCUCAGCUGUCCCUGGAGGACUCUGAGGGUCCUGUCACCUCUGCCCCAGUGGGCUAAGACUCAGCUGUGUGUCUCUCUCUGCAGGACAGGGCUGGGUCCUGAGGCCAUCAGAGGGGAGGUGGGGGCUGGGCAAGUGGGGACACAGUGGGAGGGUGGGUGAGGGGCUGUGGGGCUGCAGGGGUGCUGCCAUCGAAUGGGGGAGUGCUUCUCUUUGACCCCGUGCUCCCCAGAACCCCUAAGAGCUGCCCUGGCUGGCCUGAGGCCUUGCAGAGAGAGCCUAGGACAGGCAGGGCUGGGAGGCCAGCGUCGGGGGGGGGGAGCUCAAUUCUGGCCCACAGCCACCUUGCAGUUUGGAAACUGAGUCUGGGGAGGGGAGCUACUGAUCCUCCUGGGUUAGAAUUAGAGGGAAUCCUGUCCCAGAGCUCAGCGUGGGACAAAUGAGCCUUGGAUAGCGACGUAGAGGUGAGACCUGGGGGCUCAGGGCAGGGAGGGGGGCCCUCGGUCCCUGUGGGGUCUUCCCAAAGUCCAAGCCCUGGAACUUGAAAAGUCCCCGGGGCAGCUUUAAGAACUCCUGCUGAUUGGUUGCACCCCACUCCUACUAAAUUAGAACCUCUGGGAGUGACGCCUUCAUUUUUUUUUUGUUUUUGUUUUACUUUUAAGAGCACAUGAGUCACUGGAGAUCUUGUGAAAAUGUAGAUUUUGAAUCUGUGAAGCUGGCAGGUGCCUGUUGUUUCUGCAUUUCCAGCAAGUGCUCCUGUGGGUCCAGGGCCCUGAGGAGGAGCGGACAAACUCUGGCUCCAGGAGCCACCUCCGGCUGCCCCUGCCCUGACCUGCUUCUGUCUCUCCCAUGAGUGAAGAAUGGUUUUUAUAUUUUGAAAUGGUUGGAAAAAUCUCCAAGAAAGAGUAACAUUUUUGUGACCGGCAAAAAGUAUGUGAAAUGCACA